AUGUCAUAUGUGAUGGACGAAACAGAAGAAGGAAUAAAUAUAGAUAAUACACAACAUGAUUUAGAACUUGAUAGAGACUCCUCGACCCAACAGCCUGCACAGACACACGAAGAUGAUGGUGAUUUGCUUGGGUUGGACAAACCAAUCAAACUAAAAACGCGUGCCAAAAUAGCUAAAGUUGAUAAUCAGAGAAUUUUCAACCACAAUGGUAUACCCUUACUUGUGAAAACACAUUCCAAAUUGUUAAGAACACUUAAGAAGAAUGAUAAAAACUUCUAUUCAGAACCAAGAAGCUCAAUAUCAAAAAGCCAGAAAUUUGAGCACGAGUAUGAGAACUUGAGUUCAGUAUUGCAAUUCUAUCAAUUGUGGUGUCAUGGCUUGUUUCCAAAGGCAACUUUUAAAGAUUGUAUCCACUUAAUUCGAGCACUCGGUGCUAGGUCACCACAACUCAGAUUGUAUAGAAGAGAAUUAAUAGCAGCCGAAUUGCAUAAAUUAAAGGUUGCCAAGGGAAUAAUAGCUGAUGAAAAUCAAGACGCACCAAGUAUCCCAGAGGAAGAGAAUACAACGGAUCCUAGUAAUGAGGAAUGGAAUUCUAUGCAUAUGUCAGCUUUAGUACCAGGUUCUUCAAACAAAAACGGUCUCUUUGUGGAUUCUAACAGUAAUGAAGACUUUGAAACAACAAAUGAGGUGAAUGCUGCUGCUAGUUUAGCGGACAAGGACGCUUUAUCCACCGAUGAUAAGGCUGAACAAACAAAUGCUAUCACUUCCGACACACACAACAAUGAUGUCGACUCCGAUGACCCUUUUAGUGACGAUGAUGAUAUAAAUAUAGAUGCUCAUACUGAAAAUUUGCAUCCAGCUUCCGGUACACAACAUCAAGACCGUCCCAAGGAAACAACCGAAGAAAAUGAGGACUUGGAAUUAGAACUAAUGAGAGAGUACGGCGCAUAA
Messenger RNA from Candida albicans SC5314, 951 nucleotides. RefSeq names its product Csm3p (gene CSM3). The record is from RefSeq and is a predicted model, not a curated record. Gene Ontology annotation, molecular function: DNA binding. The transcript has a single exon. Gene Ontology annotation, cellular component: replication fork protection complex; nucleus. Bases 1 to 951 code for a protein of 316 amino acids. Lineage: Eukaryota; Fungi; Ascomycota; Pichiomycetes; Serinales; Debaryomycetaceae. Gene Ontology annotation, biological process: DNA replication checkpoint signaling; DNA damage response; replication fork processing.